Miscanthus lutarioriparius is the source of this 747-nucleotide messenger RNA. The record is from the annotation of a GenBank genome assembly. NCBI's taxonomy places the organism in Eukaryota, Viridiplantae, Streptophyta, Magnoliopsida, Poales, Poaceae.
AUGGACAACCAGCCGCUGCCCUACUCCACCGGCCAGCCCCCUGCCCCCGGAGGAGCACCAGUAGUGCCGGGCGUGUCUGGCGCAGCCGGCCCUCCGCCGGUGCCGCACCACCACCUGCUCCAGCAGCAGCAGGCCCAGCUGCAGGCGUUCUGGGCGUACCAGCGUCAGGAGGCGGAGCGCGCGUCCGCGUCGGACUUCAAGAACCACCAGCUGCCGCUGGCCCGGAUCAAGAAGAUCAUGAAGGCCGACGAGGACGUGCGCAUGAUCUCCGCCGAGGCGCCCGUGCUGUUCGCCAAGGCCUGCGAGCUUUUCAUCCUCGAGCUCACCAUCCGCUCCUGGCUGCACGCGGAGGAGAACAAGCGCCGCACCCUGCAGCGGAACGACGUCGCCGCAGCCAUCGCGCGCACCGACGUCUUCGACUUCCUCGUCGACAUCGUGCCCCGUGAGGAGGCCAAGGAGGAGCCCGGCAGCGCCCUCGGCUUCGCGGCGUCCGGGACCGGCGUCUUCGGGGGUGGUGGCGCCCCGGGCGGGGCGCCAGCCGCCGGGAUGCCGUACUACUACCCGCCGAUGGGGCAGCCAGCGCCGAUGAUGCCGGCCUGGCAUGUUCCGGCCUGGGACCCGGCCUGGCAGCAAGGGGCAGCGGAUGUCGAUCACAGCGGAAGCUUCAGCGAGGAAGGACAAGCAGGGUUUGCAGCAGGCCAUGGCGGCGCCGCUAGCUUCCCUCCUGCGCCUCCGAGCUCCGAGUGA